Emiliania huxleyi CCMP1516 is the source of this 918-nucleotide messenger RNA. RefSeq lists its product as hypothetical. The record is from RefSeq and is a predicted model, not a curated record. The coding region runs from base 1 to 918 and encodes 305 amino acids. Lineage: Eukaryota; Haptophyta; Isochrysidales; Noelaerhabdaceae. The transcript has 5 exons.
AUGCUGCGGCGCCUGGCGCUCACGCUCACCGCUGCUGCGCUACUCGCGGCCAUCGCCGAGGCGAGGCGGCUCUACCGCCUGUGCGCGGCGCUCAGGCAUGAGAUCGCCACGCAGCAGUCGCUGAGGGCAGCAGAGCGUGCCGGGAGGACCGUGGCAGAGCGGCGGCUGCGGCGAGCAGCGUCCGUGGUCAACCCUGCGACGUGCGGCUACCGGCCAAUCGGCCACAUAGAGUCGUGUUUUGUGGAGAGGCGCGGCACGCCGCGCCAAGGCCUGCUCGUGCCGGAUGCUCGGGCGCGACUGCGGCUAGACCCGCGCGCGGUGCAGCCCGCGGCGGCGCUCGAGGGCCUCGAAGGCUUCUCGCACGUGCACCCGCCCGGCCUACUGGGCGGCUCGAUCGGCCUCUUCGCCACGCGCACGCCUCACCGCCCCAACCCGAUCGGCCUCUCCCUCGCGGCGCUGCUGCACGUAGAGGGCGGCACGCUCCUGCUCGGCGGCGCAGACCUCAUCGACGGCACCCCGGUGCUCGACGUCAAGCCGUACUUGCUCCACGACGCUCCGGCCGGCGCCACGGUGCCGAGCUGGUGCGCGGCCCGCUCGGACGCGUCGCGCAUCGCGUCCGUCCACUUCACCGCCGCUGCCGAAGCGCAGCUCGCCGCCGCCGUCGCGGACGGGUCUCUGCGCUUCUACACGGACCUGGAGACGGCGCGCUCCGCCAUCUCGCAGAUGCUACAGCUCGACAUCCGGUCCGUGCAUCAGGGUCGCGGCCGCCAGCCGGCGGCGGAGCGCAGCGCGGCGGAGCAGCUGUACAGCUGCCGCUUCGACGCGCUCGAGCUCGAGUUCGUCACCCUCGAGCAGCGCGUCGAGGUGAGGCGAUGCGUGCAGCAUGUGCCCGCCGGCUCGCGGCCCGCUCGGACGUAG